Molecule: messenger RNA, 984 nt
Organism: Cryptococcus wingfieldii CBS 7118
Lineage: Eukaryota; Fungi; Basidiomycota; Tremellomycetes; Tremellales; Cryptococcaceae
Exons: 4
Coding region: 1-984 (327 amino acids)
Biological process (GO): fluoride transmembrane transport
Cellular component (GO): membrane
Molecular function (GO): fluoride transmembrane transporter activity
Source: RefSeq, a predicted model, not a curated record
AUGUCAUCCACCCCCGAGUCCCCCUCUCCCCGCCUCACUGAAAGCUUUGACCUCAAGGUCAGUCCUAAGCUCCCACUGCUGACUUUCAGCUCUAUGCCCUUGACCCCUCCCCUGACUCCCCCCAUCUCACUCUCUCCAUCGAAACAGUCUAAACCUUCCUCUGUGAAAAUUCACUCCCCAAUCGAUAUCACAUCCUAUCCCUUGCCCCCUGAUUCUUGCUCGUACUCCCUUCAUAUACCUCUCAAGGCCCAUCUUGCGCUCGCCCACCCCAAUACCCCCCCCAGCGUGGUUUCCUUUUGCGCUCGACGUCUACUCUCGCCCGAGAUACCCCAUGGCUUUGAAUCCGAGUGGGAGUGGAAGCCCAUCCAUUUGCAGGAGAACGGGCUAGACUUGCAGACGGCGGGCGUAGGCAAGGAUGCGACAAAGGAGUUGAGGGAGGGUCAGAAUGGACCUGGGAAGGAGGCAGAUGAAAAGUUGGAGAUGAUGUAUGGAGUCGCCCGAACGAGCUGGAGGAUCUUGGAGUCCAAGGUGCCCACUGAGAACUCGGACCCCGAGCACCUCGGAGGACCACCGUCCCCGCCCUCUCCUGCUCCAGAAGGGAACGCGCCGCCGCCUGCGGAAGAAGUCACGCAUUUGCGUCUAGGGGCGCAUUAUGGAGGAUUAGUGCUGGCAAGUAUGCUGGGGUGUCUAGUCAGACUAGGGCUGAGCGCUUUGGGUAAAUAUGAUGGUGCUCUCAUAUACCCUUUGGCCUGGUCACAAGGCGUGGGGAGUGGUAUCAUGGGACUUUCUCUCGGAUUGAAAAACGACAUAUCUGCACUUUAUCCGCCUCUAUUCACAUUCCUUACGACAGGCAUUGCUGGAUCAAUAACGACCUUCUCUUCCUGGAUGUUGGAGGGCUAUCUCGCUUUCAGUAACUUUGGGAAUUACGAUCGCAAAGGCUUACAUGAUGUGAGUUCUUUCCAAAUCGACACCGAGCGUGGAUGA